Molecule: messenger RNA, 1062 nt
Organism: Zeugodacus cucurbitae (melon fly)
Lineage: Eukaryota; Metazoa; Arthropoda; Insecta; Diptera; Tephritidae
Product: hydroxyacylglutathione hydrolase-like protein
Exons: 3
Coding region: 95-1009 (304 amino acids)
Molecular function (GO): hydroxyacylglutathione hydrolase activity
Source: RefSeq, a predicted model, not a curated record
AUUUUAUGUGCGUCAAAAAAUUGUAGUAACGAUUUGUGAUUAAUGCCUGAAGUUUGAAAAUUGUAAAUUUUGCAAUAAGAAUUAGCUGAAAUAAAUGUGCUCACUAUUUGGGCGUGGCUUAGCCCAUAAAAUAUAUAACUGCGCGUUGCGCGCACGUCGUUCAUGGGCAAAUCAAUGUAAAUCAGAUAAACCGCCGCCACCACCCGAACCACACAGUAAAAUAGUAGAUGUGUGCUGCGAAGGCAUGAAAAUUAAGAUACUACCCGCACGGGUCAAUAACUAUAUGUAUUUGAUAACUGAUUUGCCCACCGGUUGCACGGCGGCAAUUGAUCUCUCCGACAAUAAGUUACUCUUCGAAAUACUUAAAAAGGAAAACUUAAAGCUUUCCUUUGCUUUUAUAACACACCAUCACGAGGAUCAUUCGGGCGGCACGCAAGAGUUGUCCGCUGCGUAUCCCGAUGUGAAAAUAUGUGGUGGCGACGGACGCAUAAAAGCUGUUAAUUAUUGUCUUAAGGAUAAUGAACAAUUGAAAUUGGGUGAGAUGACUUUCAAUUGCAUGCACACACCUUGCCACACAAUUGGUCAUUAUUGCUAUUUUGUGGAGUGUGGCGCCGGUGGGCCGCCAGCACUUUUUACGGGCGACACACUUUUCCAAGGCGGCUGUGGUGGCUUUGAUGAGGGUACGCCUGAGCAAAUGUAUGCUAUUGUAAAACGUGUACUUGAACUACCCAAAGAGACGCGUAUGUUCGGUGGUCAUGAGAAUACAGUUUUAAAUCUACGUUUCGCUCAAUGUGUUGAACCCGAAAAUUCGACUAUCAGUGCACGUUUGUGUUGGGCACAGCAGCAGCGUGAAAAGAAAUUACCAACACCGCCUUCAAUGUUGUGCGAGGAAAGAACUUUUAAUCCGUUUUUACGUGUCGACCAUCCGGAUGUGCAACAUUAUACCGGCGAUACAGAUCCGAGUUAUGUAAUGUUUUGUUUGCGCAAACAACGUGAUGCCUUCAAGUAACGGGUGUAACAUGUGAAAAAUAAUACAAAACUUUGCUGCGCCUAUUGCUAUUC